Molecule: messenger RNA, 2283 nt
Organism: Pristis pectinata (smalltooth sawfish)
Lineage: Eukaryota; Metazoa; Chordata; Chondrichthyes; Rhinopristiformes; Pristidae
Gene: emp1a
Product: epithelial membrane protein 1
Exons: 5
Coding region: 479-952 (157 amino acids)
Cellular component (GO): plasma membrane
Source: RefSeq, a predicted model, not a curated record
GGGAGUUAUCACCUAGCAGACCCACCGAUACUAUGUGUUAAUAAUGCUAAAUUCUUGCAGCUACUCAGAACUAAAGGCCAAAUUACUGUUUUGCCUUCUUAGUUAAUCUGCACCAUAAUUUAUACUAAUUCUUGCAAAAGGACCCUCUGAACACCAGCCGACUAAAACCAUUUUUUCCACUUUACGGUCCAGAGUCCUUCCAGCAAAAUUAAUUAAUUAGAUCCCACCCAAUAAUCAAGUAACGGGAGAAAUUGAACUAAGUCCCUUUAAGGAGGAAAACGUCUGGGUGGGAGUGGAAGUUCGAGGCGUUGUGAAGUUUUGCAGUUGCUGGUGGACGAGGAGGGCGUUGGCUUCAGUGAGAACAAGUUGUGAUCAUCGCGUUUCUCCCGGGCUCCAACAUAGCAGCUGGAUUCAUUUUCAGGGAUUCCAGGAUUAUCAUUGUGUAGCAGUUGCCUAAAGACACCUCCUUGGAUCCGAUAUGCUGCUGUUACUAGUGUCGAUCUUCCUCCUGCACCUGUCCACCAUCAUCUUUCUCUUUAUCUCUACAGCUAACAACGCUUGGUGGACCACAGAUGAUUAUGGCAAGGACAUUUGGAAGCAGUGUUUCCAUAAAAAUGGCAGCUGUAUUACUGUAGUCUAUAAAGACAUAGAUGAUUGCUUGCAGGCUAUUCAGGCGAGCAUGGUGCUGGCUGUGAUCUUCAGCUGCUGUGGGCUCCUCAUCUUCAUCUGCCAGCUCUUCACGCUGAAGAAAGGAAAUCGAUUCAUCUUCACGGGCAUCUUCCAGCUGCUCUCUUGUCUCUGUGUGGUGAUCGCGGCUAGCAUCUACACCAUUUACUUCCACCGUAACGAACAGAAUGGCUGGUACGGUUCCUCCUAUAUCCUUGCCUGGAUCUGUUUCCCCUUGACACUGACCAGUGGAAUAAUGUACACGAUCCUUCGCAAGAGAGAGUAGGCCAUGGCGGCCCGUGUACAAGGUUUGGGUGGGGGGGGGGGGGGGUGGUCUUUGAAAUGGAUCUUGGGGCCUAAUGUUUUUUUUUUGGACCAAUGUUAAACUGGAUUUCCAUUUUUAAAAAGAGGAUGUUAUUUUUGUAAAUUCUUUUUUUAUGUCCUUGUACUCCCUUCUGCUCGUCUGUUUUGUCCUCACACACAAACCUGCGCCUCUCAAUUAGUUAACUGAAAGGUGUGCAGCCUAGCCAAGGACCUGCUCAAUGGGUAGCAUGGAGACAAUGCUCGUCUGAGAGGACCUUGCCUGCCCACUGCUCUAACAAAUUUGGGAUAAUGUGUAUUUUAAAUUACUACAUAAUAGGGACUCUUUAUCCUUCCCCCUCAAGUCUGGGUCUUGUCUCAGGGUGGUUGUGGAGAGAAAGUGGAAUAGAUGCAAAUGCCUCAAAUACCACCAUCUACUGGUGAAGAACUUGCACUCCAGUCGGGAAAAAUCCCAUGGUGUUCUGAUUAAACUCUGGUCAGAAGGUAAACUGCUCAGAUCAAUAGGUGUUGCCUGCCAUCUGAUGUCUGACUUUCUUUCUCUUUUUGCAACAUCCAUGUACCCAAAGUAGAUUUAUUCCUGGAGCCUGUUCUAUUUUUGCCUUCGAAGCUUCUCGAGGCUUCUGCCCAUCUCCCUCUACAGAGGGGAAUGGGCUCUGUCCAUUCGAAGACUGUUCAGGGGGAUGGUGGGGCUGGGGUGAGAACUAUCCUCCACCCACUUCCCAGAGAAAACCCAAUCAAACAUAACCUUAUCAAAUUACAGAACAGUGUUGAGGCCUCUUAAUUCAUCUUGAAUUUAGUUGCACAACUGCUUCAACCAGCUCUUCUUUAAAAUAAGAGUGGUAUAAUCUGGCUCCAGAAAUCCAGAUACCUUUUUAAUGGGUUCUCAUGCCAUCUUGUCUAUCCACCUUUUGGGGGGGAAAAAAAGUUCCCCAUUAGAUCCAAUGUUUAAAAAUCUUUCUCAGGCUGACCAAAAUACUUCCAGUUUAUAAGAGGGGAAAAAAAUGUAUUUUUCACCUGGUAGCUCGCAGAGUGACAAGGGAACACAGCUGAUUCCUCUCCAAGUCUUGUAGAAGUUGUCUCAUUCUGAUAUUCCUCAGUAAAACCUUGUUAGAUAUGGAUUAAUCUUUUCUGACUUUCUCUCCCACACAUACUUCCAAUCAGUGUUCAGUGUAGAUUUAUAAAGAGAUGCCCUGAUCAAUGCACUGUUGUGGGGGAGGGGGACCAUUUUGUUUUGUAUUACCAAUGCUGUAUAAACUAUUCUGGAAAUAAUAUACCCAUUUCCUAAUAAGUACUUCA